AUGGAGAACGGGGGCGCUCCUCGAGGGGCGACCUCGGAAGGGCCCCUGCGCGGCAGCUUCGGGGCUCCAGAGGAGAGGGAGGGCGCAGAGACCGACGGGGGCGGCGGCGCGGCCAGCAGCGGCGCGCAGCAGUUCCGGCGGGGCCGCUCGGACUCCGUGCGGCUAAGCGCCGCGGCGGUGUCGGACAUCUACGAGACCGUGCAGCGGUGGCACGACAAGGCGCACUGCGAGAUGAUGCGGGCCCACAUCCGGGGCGCCAGCGUUCCCGGCGAGGCCCCGAGCACCCGCGGCGACGCCCCGCCGAGGGAGUUCAGCGUCACGCCCACGCUCGACGCCGCGGAGGCGGCGGCCUUCUCCGCGCCGGAGGCGCCGCGGGAGCCCCCAGGCCCGAGCGCCCGCGGGGGCGCCGCCUCGCGCCAGCUCGAAGAGGCGCAGCUGAAGCUCGCGCUGGAGCUGUCCCGGGCCGAGGCAGAGGCAGACGACGCUGGCGCGGCCGCCCAGGCCACGGAGGGCGCGGCCGCGUCGCCCGGGGCCGUGGCCAACAGCCCGGCGGGGGCGCCGGCAGCGCCCGUGCAGGGGCGGGAGCAGCCGAGCUUGCCGCUGCAUGCGGAGAGCGCAAGCGCGGUGGCCGUGUUCCUGAAGGACCACUGCCUGUCCGAGCGCGUGGACUACCUGCCGGACCGCCUCGAGCGGUCCAUCGAGCACGUGGUGGCCAAGAUGUGCACGCACAGCUCCUGGGGCCUGCUCUACGAGUCGCUCACGGAGGAGCUCGGCUUCCGCGCCAAGGCGGCAGCGCGGGCGCUCGGGGCGUGCCACGCGCGGGCCGUGGACGCCGACUCGGCGGGCGCGAGGGCGUCCCUGCAGCACGAGCGCAUGUGCCUGCCGAUCUGGCGGAGCAGCCGCGACGGAGUGAUGGCCGCCCUGUCGCGGCUGCGGCCGGGCGGCGGCGCGGGCCCCUGCGCGGCGCGGCGGGGCCUGCUGCGCCAGGCGACCUUGGAGUGGUGCGAGCUGGAGGACCUCACGGAGUUCCUGGACGGGCAGCUGGCCCCACUUGAGAUGCAGAUAGACACCUUCCGCGGCGCCCAGGAGGUGACCAGCAAGGCCCACACGCCGCACGUGCGAGACAUCGGGCGCCUGCUGUUCAGGAACCUGUGCCUGCUGGACUCCCGCAUCUUCCGGCCCCUCUGCCUGGCGGCGUACUCCCUCGUGCACGAGGUCGAGGACGCCGCCGAAGGGGGCGCGGAGCGGGGCGAGCUGGUGGACAUCCUGGAGGGGUUUCACUCGAUGCUGGUCGCCUGCGACGUGGCAGACGACCACCUGUCCACCUCGAAGCGCACCAAGGAGUCCUUCUCGGAGCACCUCGUCGCCCCCAUCUCGGCGGCCGUGGACCGCCUGGCCGAGUGGGACCUGAGAGGCCACGUGUCCCGGGACGCGCGCCGGCCCGACGCCUGCUUCAAGGGCUGA
Prorocentrum cordatum is the source of this 1464-nucleotide messenger RNA. The record is from the annotation of a GenBank genome assembly. NCBI's taxonomy places the organism in Eukaryota, Dinophyceae, Prorocentrales, Prorocentraceae.